GGUCAAAAACUUUUCAUGGUUGGUAUAUCUAUCCUCUUCCAUAUGAGAUGUCUAUUAAAGAGUUUUUUGACAAACUCAUUAUUGAAGAAAUAUCGCCAGAAUACAACAUUAAUAUAGACCCUUUUGAAAUUAUUGAGAGCAUUGAAUUGAGUCAAUCUGUAAAUACAACAACUAUUCAAGCAGGUUUUGAUUGUGAAAUAAUUAAAGUAACAAAAAUAUUUGGUGUAAAUAUAUAUUACCACCUUAAAUCUAAUAAUUCUACAACUUCUCAUUCAAUAUCUUCUUCAAAUACUCUUGAAAUACUUAUGCAAAAUUUACGUAAAAAGCAAAUAUACUUACCAAAAUUUUUUGGUCGUGCCAACCCUAAAUCGUAUAAAGUUACACAAAAGCCUUUUGAUGCAGAUGAAUUAAGUCUUCAUUGUCAAACUCUUGCAUUAUUUACAACAUCACUAUAG
Racocetra persica is the source of this 455-nucleotide messenger RNA. The record is from the annotation of a GenBank genome assembly. Lineage: Eukaryota; Fungi; Glomeromycota; Glomeromycetes; Diversisporales; Gigasporaceae.